Indicator indicator is the source of this 1837-nucleotide messenger RNA. RefSeq names its product Rap1 GTPase-GDP dissociation stimulator 1 (gene RAP1GDS1). The coding region runs from base 1 to 1836 and encodes 611 amino acids. Lineage: Eukaryota; Metazoa; Chordata; Aves; Piciformes; Indicatoridae. Gene Ontology annotation, cellular component: cytosol. The record is from RefSeq and is a predicted model, not a curated record. The transcript has 15 exons. Gene Ontology annotation, molecular function: guanyl-nucleotide exchange factor activity; protein binding. Gene Ontology annotation, biological process: positive regulation of GTPase activity.
AUGGAGAAUGAUAAAUAUAAUCUAAGUGAUGCCCUGAAAAAGCUGAAGAUAACAACCACUGACAGCACAACAGAUAGCUUGGAGGGAUGCUUGGACUGUUUGCUUCAGGCUCUGGCACAAAACAAUAUGGAGACAAGUGAAAAAAUCCAGAAAAGUGGAGUUCUUCAGGUGUUCGCGAGUCUGUUGACGCCACAAUCUUCCUGCACAGCAAAAGUAGCUAACAUCAUAGCGGAAGUAGCCAGAAAUGAAUUCAUGCGGAACCCGUGUGUGGAUGCUGGCUUGGUCCCUCCUUUGGUGCAGCUCUUAAACUGCAAAGACCAGGAAGUGCUGCUUCAAACAGGACGUGCUCUGGGCAAUAUAUGCUACGACAGCCAUGAGGGCAGGAACGCAGUUGACCAUGCAGGUGGUGCACAUAUUGUAGUAGACCAGAUAAGGUCACUGUGCAGUAAAACAGAUCCAGCCAGUGAGAAGCUCUUGACUGUCUUUUGUGGCAUGCUGAUGAACUAUAGCAAUGAGAAUGAUACCCUGCAGUCACAGCUUAUCAAUAUGGGUGUUAUUCCUACAUUAGUGAAAUUGUUGGGUAUUCAUUGCCAAAAUGCAGCUCUGACAGAGAUGUGCCUUGUUGCAUUUGGCAAUUUAGCAGAACUUGAGUCAAGUAAAGAGCAGUUCGCCUACACAAACAUUGCUGAAGAGCUUGUGAAACUGUUCAAGAAGCAAAUAGAGCAUGACAAAAAAGAGAUGAUUUUUGAAGUUUUGGCUCCCUUGGCAGAAAAUGAUGUCAUUAAACUGCAGCUGGUUGAGGCAGGCUUGGUGGAGUGCUUACUUGAGAUCGUCCAGAAGACUGUGGACAGUGACAAAGAGGAUGAUGUUGCAGAGCUUAAAACAGCUUCUGAUCUGAUGGUUUUAUUAUUGCUUGGGGAUGAGUCCAUGCAAAAGUUAUUUGAAGGAGGAAAAGGCAGCGUGUUCCAAAGAGUACUAUCAUGGAUUCCUUCCAACAGCCAUCAGCUACAGCUUGCAGGAGCAUUGGCCAUUGCAAAUUUUGCCAGGAAUGAUGGAAACUGCAUCCAUAUGGUGGAUAAUGGCAUAGUUCAAAAGCUGAUGGAUCUGCUAGACAGACAUGUGGAGGAUGGAAAUGUGACUGUGCAGCAUGCUGCUCUGAGUGCUCUCAGAAACCUGGCUAUUCCUGUUGUAAAUAAGGCAAAGAUGCUAUCAGCUGGCGUUGCAGAAGCUGUGUUGAAAUUCCUCAGAUCGGAGAUGCCCCCUGUUCAAUUCAAGCUUCUGGGAACAUUAAGAAUGUUAAUAGAUGCACAAGCAGAAGCAGCUGAACAGCUGGGCAAAAAUGUAAAACUGGUGGAACGAUUGGUGGAAUGGUGUGAAGCCAAGGAUCACGCAGGUGUGAUGGGAGAGUCCAACAGACUACUUUCUGCACUUAUACGCCACAGCAAAUCAAAAGAUGUAAUUAGGACCAUUGUACAGAGCGGUGGCAUCAAGCAUUUAGUAACCAUGGCAACCAGUGAACACGUAAUAAUGCAAAACGAAGCUCUCGUUGCACUGGCACUAAUAGCAGCCUUAGAGUUGGGCACUGCUGAAAAGGAUCUGGAAAACGCUCAGCUUGUUCAGAUUCUACACAGACUGCUCUCAGAUGACAGGAGCGCUCCAGAAAUAAAAUACAACUCCAUGGUGCUGAUCUGUGCCCUUAUAGGAUCUGAGCCUCUCCAAAAGGAAGUGCAGAGCAUGGCGUUUCUAGAAGUUGUCUCGAAACUCCGCAGCCAUGAGAACAAAACUGUUGCCCAGCAGGCCUCGCUAACAGAGCAGAGACUCGCUGUAGAAAGCUGAG